Messenger RNA from Syngnathus typhle (broad-nosed pipefish), 3133 nucleotides. RefSeq names its product acyl-CoA oxidase 1, palmitoyl (gene acox1). The record is from RefSeq and is a predicted model, not a curated record. Gene Ontology annotation, biological process: very long-chain fatty acid metabolic process; lipid homeostasis; fatty acid beta-oxidation using acyl-CoA oxidase. Lineage: Eukaryota; Metazoa; Chordata; Actinopteri; Syngnathiformes; Syngnathidae. The coding region runs from base 126 to 2111 and encodes 661 amino acids. Gene Ontology annotation, molecular function: fatty acid binding; FAD binding. Gene Ontology annotation, cellular component: peroxisome. The transcript is spliced from 14 exons.
CGGGGUUGUUCACGUGACCAAGCGUCAUCAACCUCUCCAAACGGAGAGAACAGGCCGCUUCCGUACCUCAACUCACGUCGUUCUCAAUCUACUUUUCUCCUUUAAAUUCAUUUUCAGGCUCAAACAUGAAUCCAGACAUACUGAACGAGAGGCAGAAGGCAACUUUUGACAUUGAGAAACUCACCAACAUUCUGAACGGAGGCCCCGAGAAGACCAAGAGGAGGCGAGAAAUUGAGUCCAUGGUUCUGAACGACCCAGACUUUAAGGAACAAGACCCAAACUUCUUGUCUCGCAGUGAGCGCUAUGACCAAGCUGUUAGAAAGAGUGCCCAAAUGAUCCUCAAGUUGAGAGAGUAUGGCAUUGCGGACCCAGAGGAGAUCUACUGCUAUAAGAGUAUGUUUCGAGGCAACGUUCACGAGGCAAUGGGCCUACACUUUGCGAUGUUUGUCCCAACCCUGUAUGGCCAAUGUGACCCUGAGCAGUCCAAGAAAUGGUUACCUCUAGCAGAGUCCUACCAGGCCAUUGGCACAUAUGCUCAAACUGAGCUAGGUCACGGAACACAUCUCCGAGGACUGGAGACCACCGCCACAUAUGACCCAACUUCAGAAGAGUUUGUCUUAAACAGUCCCACUGUUAGCUCAAUUAAAUGGUGGCCUGGAGGCCUUGGGAAGACCUCAAACCACGCAAUCGUACUUGCUCAGCUUUAUACUCAGGGAAGCUGCCAUGGUCUGCAUGCUUUCAUUGUGCCUAUCCGUGACAUGAACACACAUGUACCACUGCCAGGUAUUGUUGUUGGCGAUAUUGGACCCAAAUUUGGCUUUAGUGAGGUUGACAACGGCUUUUUGAAACUUGACCACGUGCGGAUACCACGGGAUAACAUGCUUAUGAAAUACGCCAAGGUGGACCCGGAUGGCACCUACUUCAAGCCACCCAGCGAUAAACUGACUUAUGGCACAAUGGUUUUCAUUCGUUCCAUGAUUGUAGGAGAGUCCGCUCGGGCCCUCGCAAAAUCCAGCACCAUCGCCAUCCGCUACAGCGUUGUCCGACACCAAUCUGAAAUCCGGCCAGGAGAACCCGAGCCGCAGAUCCUCGACUACCAGACGCAGCAAUACAAACUGUUCCCAGUGCUUGCUAUGGCUUAUGCCUUCACUUUUGUUGGUCAUUAUAUGAACCAAACAUACCAUCGCAUCACUGGUGACAUCCAUCAGGGGGAUUUCAGUGAGCUUCCAGAGCUCCACGCUCUGUCUGCGGGUUUGAAGGCUUUCACCACGUGGGCAGCCAACUCUGCCAUUGAGGUGUGCCGCAUGUCGUGCGGAGGUCACGGCUACUCCCGCAGCAGUGCCUUGCCAGACAUAUAUGUUGACUUCACGCCAACCUGCACUUACGAGGGAGAGAACACAGUCAUGAUGCUGCAGACUGCAAGAUACUUGAUGAAGAGCUACAGGCAGGCUAGAGCUGGUCAGCAGCUGCAUGGCAUUGUGUCAUACCUGAAUGAGGCAGAGCAUCAAAGAAUCCAACCACAGCUCAUCGCCGCAAAAUCGACUGGGAUCGAUUUUAAUGACCUGUCCAGCCUGGUGGAGCUCUACAAACUGCGGGCCGCCAUUCUGGUCGAACUAGCAGCCAAGAGCAUCCAGAAGGAGCUGCAACACAAGAAGAGCCAAGAGGACGCCUGGAAUAAUAGCGCUAUCGAUCUGGUCCGAGCUUCUGAUGCCCACUGCCACUAUGUGGUAGUGAAGCUCUUCGCUGACAAGUUGGGAGAGAUUGAUGCUGCCCCCCUACACUCAGUGCUGUUAACGCUUGCUCGCCUCUACGCACUUCAUGGCAUGUCGAACAACUCUGGAGAUUUUCUUCAGGCUGGACUGUUAGAGGGGUCCCAGGUGAUAGAGGUUACUUCCCAUAUCAAGGAGCUUCUUUCUGAGCUGAGGCCAAAUGCUGUGGCGCUGGUAGAUGCCUUUGAUUUCCAUGACAGGAUGCUAAAUUCAAUCUUGGGGCGAUACGAUGGCAAUGUCUACGAAAACUUGUUUGAAUGGGCCCGUCGCUCCCCACUGAAUUCUACGGAGGUCCACGAGUCCUAUCAUAAGUAUCUGAAGCCGCUGAGGUCUAAACUGUGAACGGAAACACACAUUUCUGUCUGUGAGCAUUUCUGCAUGUAAAUAGAAAAUGGUACAUCAUUUCAAAUCCCUAAAAGUCUCUUGACUUUAUUCUCAUCAAGACUGACCUGUGUCCUUAACAUGAAGGCCCCUAAAUUAAUCAGGGGAAGCAAGGUUUUCAAACACUUUUUUUUUUAAAUUAUUUGAUAUCAAAUGGUCAUGAAUUAUGUGAUUAGCAAUCAUAGAUUGCUGUCGCAUUAAAUAAAAUGAAAGUAAAUAAAAUAUAUAUUCGCAAGAUUUUUAAUCUGAUCUAAUUAUGUAACAUGUCCUCCUCUCUGUUGUAGCCUGAUGGUGGGUUUUUGUUUGCCAGUUAAAUCUUUCCCAACAAGAACAGAAUGCAACAAUGAAAAUUACAUAACAAAGCCAACACCAACAUCUCUUGCUUGUUUUCUGUAGACUGGGCUGCUUGCUCUUCUGGAAGAAAGAAAUAUUUAGAAGUGCAGCCUUCUUGUCACAAGUUUUGUAGGCAUUUUAUACCUGAAGCAAAAUAGAGCGGACGAUUGGCCUUUUACUUUCAAAAAUGUUUGUGUAAUUUCCGAUGGGCUGAGGUUGGCAGUUCUUGUGUUGUGGCUCAAAUGUGGGCCUUUUAAAAUAAUUGCACACUAGAUUGCAUCAUGAUCAUAAAAUAAAGUUGAUUCUGGGAUUUUACAGACAGAAAAGUGGAUAGAUACUUGCUUACAAAUCAAAGUGUUUUAAUGUCAUGGAAACUCAAUGUUUCAUAUAAAAGAACUGUAAUACUUUAAGUUUUUCAUAUGGACAAUUGAAAACAUUUUUAUCAGAUUAUGUGCCUGUCUGUUUGAGGGAUGUUCCUUCUCAGACUAAGAUUAUUUUCACAGGACAACAUGUCCUCUCUCUUGUAUACUGUAAAUUCCUGGUAACAAUUAGCCAAGAUGUUUAUUAACCAUAAUUGGUUGGAUAUUAGUUUGUGUUUGUACUAGCAUUGAUAAUUUGACAUGUUGUCAAAAUAAAUAUUCAUAAAAGAG